This is a messenger RNA of Aspergillus heteromorphus CBS 117.55, 600 nucleotides long. RefSeq names its product PaaI family thioesterase. Bases 1 to 600 code for a protein of 199 amino acids. Lineage: Eukaryota; Fungi; Ascomycota; Eurotiomycetes; Eurotiales; Aspergillaceae. Gene Ontology annotation, molecular function: fatty acyl-CoA hydrolase activity. The record is from RefSeq and is a predicted model, not a curated record. The transcript has 2 exons.
AUGACCACCCCAGCCCCAGAAACAUCCGUCCUCCCCCAUCUCACCCCCCUCUACCAAACCCAACUCCUCCACAGCCCCAUCUAUGCACACCUCCUCUCCACCCUAACCCUGCACACGGCCACGCACGGCAAGAUCCGCGCCCGCCUGCCCAUCGCCCCGCACCACCUGAACUCCAAGGGCACGCUGCACGGCACCGUGUCCGCGUGCAUCGUCGACUGGGCCGCCGGCAUGGCCAUCCUCUCGUGCGGCGGCGAUUACUCCGGCGUGAGCACCGACCUCAGCGUCUCCUUCCUGGGCACCGCCACCGUCGGCGAUGUGUUGGAGAUCGUGGCGACCGCGAAUAAGGUCGGUGGGACGUUGGCGUUUACCGGGGUGGAGAUUUGGGGGGAGAAGGGGGAGGGGGAGGGAAAGAGGUGGAUGGUGGCGACGGGGUCGCAUACGAAGUUUGAAAUGUUUCUGAAACACCAUCCGGAUGAGAGGCUGCACCGCGAGCUUCGCAACGCGGACCGGAUCAACCAUUCCCUCGACAGACGAGACCUGAGCAUCUCCUUCAUCGUCCCGGACGACCAGUUAACCCAGGCAGUAGACGCCCUGACCUAG